Molecule: messenger RNA, 483 nt
Organism: Colletotrichum lupini
Lineage: Eukaryota; Fungi; Ascomycota; Sordariomycetes; Glomerellales; Glomerellaceae
Exons: 6
Coding region: 1-483 (160 amino acids)
Source: RefSeq, a predicted model, not a curated record
AUGAAGCUGAACUAUCGUCGAGUCGCUGGAAUCCGGGGAAGCUUCUGGGGUAUCGACAAUGAAAAGGGACGUGACCUGAGCGCUCUUCUGAUUGGCCCGUGGAAAGUCAGUUUACCUGUGUUCACCAAUGUGGGUCCGGUUCUCGAACGCUUGUUGGCUCUCACUUUGUCCAUCUGCAAGAUCAGAGAGGGCGGGCGGACCCGCUCAAUCUGGACAACGCUCCAGGACCUUGGGCCGCACGCAGCCAAGCUCACUCCUGAGUAUUUAGCUGAAAGCCCAGGCGCCACACAACGCGCAAUACGAUCCUCCCAGGCACGCCAGAUUAGAGUAACGGAUCCUCCGUGGACUAUGCCCAACGCCGGCCGUCGUACGGUUUUCAGGCUACUGCUCCGAUGCGAGUCCCAACAGUUAGGUUCCUGGGUCCACGGCGCGUCCCAACAACGGCGUGGCCGCAGGACGCCUACCGAGUCUCCGGGCCUUUGA